GUCACUCCAGGGUUAGUGCCUUCUCCUCUGAUCUGGGAAGCCAACUCUCUUGUACCUCUCCAUGGAGAACUCUGCUCUCUCUUAUCUUUAGGACCAAAGAGCCACUUCACGCAUUCAGGCGAUGAGAUUCCCCCUGGUGAAGGAGGGACACUAGCAUCUGCAAUUGCCUUCAUGAAGAGGCAUCUUUCCUUCAGUGGCUCCAAGGCCGAAGCUGCAGGAAAACAAAGCAGGAAGGAGGAUCCCACUGGGGACAACUGGGGAACGGACAAAUGCAAACUGUGUCCCAGGGAGGAGGAUCCUCCAGAAGAAAUAAACCCAGAGAUUAUUCGGGGCCCAGAUAGGAACCAGGAGACGUACAGAGUUCACCUCCCCGGAGCAGGCUCAUUCCGUUGCUCUGAAACCGAACUGGGACUCGAGGUGAGGGCAGCAGUGACCGUCCAGUACAGAUACGGCUUCUGGGAUCAGCAUCUGAGUGUAUGGAGCACUCCUAAAUGGAUGAUCGCUGGCCCUUUGUUCAGCAUCCAGGCAGAACCGGCCGGGGCCGUGGCCGCCAUUCACCUCCCGCACUUCCUGUGUCUCAGAGGGGCUGACACCUCCCGGAUUCAAAUCGCCCAUUUCAUCGAGGAGGGGAUGACUCUGGAGAAGCCAAUGCAAGUGAGGCCGUUCCACGCCGUGCUGGAGAACCCCAGCUUCUCCCUGUAUGGAGUGGUCUGGGGGAAUCGCUCCAAACCACCAGUGCUGAUCCACUCCAUUGUGCUGCUCUACUGGGCACUCAAGAUGGCAAAGACAACUCUUCACCUCUACAUCAUCCCCAAUGACCACUCCCGGUUCAAGGCCGUUGAUGACUAUGAAAAGAAGUGUCCAUCAAGGCUGGUGUCGACAUCUCUUCGGACCCAUAAGCCCCUGACCUUUGAUUCUCGUUACGUUGUGUCCAGUCAAGCAAACAUAGAGGUGACUCCCAAGGAGCUGGAGUUUUGUAACAUCCAAGCAGAGUGUCUGCAGUCAUAUAUGGAAAUCUACACCAAGGACAUUCAGGGGGGACUGGAGUUCAGCUUGGUAGAGAAAAUUAACAAGGAGCCCAUCUGGGAGGCACAUGUGAGACCAGAGGAUGCGACGCUUUCUGUUUCAUCUGCCCAAACUCAAACAGAUGAGCAUUUUGUCAACCAGCACCGAGCACAGCUGAUCCAGCGGGUGAUGGCAGUGGAUGGCAUCCUGGAUUCAUUGUAUGGCCCCGUUCUGGAUCUGGAGCAAAUCCAGAGCAUCAGAGCGGAGAGAUCCAGUGUGGAGAAGAUGAGGAAGCUGUACGAGCUGGUGCCUAAAUGGGACAAUGACUGCAAGGACCGGCUCUACCAGGCACUGAAGGAGAAGCACAGACCUCUAGUGGAAGAGCUUGAGGGGAUAUAGAUUGUCCCUUGGGGGCAGCAGCAUUCUAGUGGGGGGACAGGAUGUGCUUCAAGAUCUUCUCCCAAUUCCAAAUGACCAGCCCAACAGCCGGAGUCCAUAACCCAUAACAGUGUCCGUCAGGUGCUGGUCUUCUGCUUCUUAACACACCCAGCUUAUUGUGCUAAGGUGAAUACUUGUCUCGUGAUGAGAACAGCUGGGGCGUGGGAGUCGGGAGUCCUGGGUGGUGGUCCUGGCUCUGGAAGGGGAGUGGGGUUUAAUGUUUGGUGAGGGGGGCAGGGCUGGGAGUCAGGUUGCCUGGGUUCUAUUUCCUGAACCAAACUGGGGGGAUCGAACUCCAAAGUCAAGGUUCCCUCAUAGAAAAUGCUCUGCUGGCUACUCACGUAUUUAGGCUCCACUUCUUCAGUUGUCUGGACUGCUAUGCUUGGGAGUCGCCUUUGAGACUUCCAUGAAGGUCUGCGUAGGCAAAGGUAUCGACCCGAACAGAUCCAACUACCAAAGAGCUCAGGUGCCUUCACCGACCACAGGGGAAUGUACAGAAAUGAUAUUAAAUCUCUCCUGUGGGGUGGGUGUGCUGGGAAUCAGACCCCCAGUUUGGGGAGAUUAAGGUCAUCUAAGGUCCCCAGUUAUUUCCAGUGGUCUGUAGCUAAGGAAACUGUCAAAGGUGAGUGAGCCAUUCCUGAUGCCACCUUUGCUGCUGUCAGCUAAAAUAUCAGUACUUUUGCACUGACUGAGUUCCUGGAAUCCAAAGGACUCCCUGUGCUUUUGCAGUCUUGCAGCCAGAGAGUGGAAAACCUGAUCUGUGUAGGCUCCAAGGGGGUCUGAACUUGAUGGAACAAACUUUCCAGACAACAAGUCUCUCUCUCUCUCUCUCUCUCAAAGGUGUCACAUUAGCACUGGAGACCUCAUGGUACUGCAAAGAGAGUAGAGUGAAUCAUGGAUUUUCUGGCUUGGGGGCUGAACCAAAAAAUCCAAACAAAAAAAUCUGUUCGAUUUGAACAGAAAACGGUUUCUUUCCUUUUGUUGUUGAAUCGAAAAUAAUUCUUUUAGAA
Molecule: messenger RNA, 2453 nt
Organism: Terrapene triunguis (Three-toed box turtle)
Lineage: Eukaryota; Metazoa; Chordata; Testudines; Emydidae
Product: NACHT, LRR and PYD domains-containing protein 1b allele 2-like
Exons: 10
Coding region: 172-1404 (410 amino acids)
Biological process (GO): inflammatory response; innate immune response; regulation of apoptotic process
Cellular component (GO): canonical inflammasome complex
Source: RefSeq, a predicted model, not a curated record